AAGCAAUAGCGCGACGCGAACACUGCAGCUUAAUAAUAUUAACAUCGAGAACGUGUGUCUUCUCAACCACUAAUAACCGAACAAUUCUUUCAAACUUUCCACUUCGCUAUUCAUGGGUCUCCAAACAUCCAUUGAGAAGUGGCUUACUGCCAUUCCAGACUCAUUUGGUACUGAAAUAAACGGCCACCAAUUGCAUUCAAACAAGGCUUCAUCAUUUCAGCUACAGUGGUCGCACAUCACGCCGCCGACUUCAGAUGGGAGUAUGUCGGCUCGAAAAACAUCACCAAAGCGGAGAAGAACUGAGGAAGAUGUGGACACCACUCCCCGUUCAAACCGAGCAUCUACGCCUGCUACUUUCAACGAUGAGCGCCUUCCGCUUCGAUUGACCAACAUUCCUCAUAUGCCCCCAUCCGAAUCAUCCUUUGUUUCACAAGACUCUCGAGCAACUUCGCCUAGUAGGACUACUCGAUCUAAGAGUCCCGUUAAAAACAACAAUAGUUUGCAGGUCCUUGAUGUACCCAUCAAUCCUCUCGAGUUGGAGGGUAAUGGGCUUGAUCUUCUUCAACCAGACGUGCAUGAAUUAUACGAAGGAUUGCAGGAUAUCAACGACAAGGAAAGGUUUAUUCCCGGUCCGAUGAAGGAUAGUAUCAAGUCAACUGAGAAGCGAGCCAAGGACCAUUGGUUCAUAGACGAACGAGGUAUAGAUGGCCCAGAGAUUCUCGUCGCUUUGAAUCGAGAACUUCAGGUACUGCACGGGAUUCGAUCCGAAGCAAAGCAGUGCAAGCUUUCUGAUUGCUCAGAAGCAUCUUGGAACAUGCAUGUCCACAUGCCGCUAUUGAAACAUGCCUUAUCAGGCCAUUCUACUGUGCGUAUUGAACCAGGAAUGUCGGCCAAGAUCGCGGCACCUUUUUUACCAACCGCCAAUGGCAAAGCUACAGUAGUCGAAAGUAAGAUGGUUGACUUUACUUUGCUCCUUUGGUUGAACAAUGGAAGACCACACUCAUCGCCUCAUGAUCCACCGCAUUCCGAGGCUGAUAGUCAACUAAUCGCCGGAAUCGCCACGCAUAUUUGGAAUCAGCCGCCUGAAGCUCAGUUCGUUAAUCAAUCACUGUAUGCACCACUUCAAUUCGCCCCGAUUGCCUGCAGCAUCGAGACCAAGACCUCAACGUCGCCGAAUCAAGGCAAACUUCAGUUAUCAGUUUGGACAGCUGCGUGGUUCAAACGGAUCUCAGAAUUGUUGCCAAAUCACAAGCCUCCGACAAUCCCUCUCAUUCAUGUUGUUGGUCAUGAGUGGCAUAUCUCGUUUGCUUCCUUCCAUGGGACUCACAUUGAAGUUGCUGAAGAGCUUGCUAUUGGAGAUACAAGAACAAUUAUUGGGCUUUAUCAAUUGAUUGCUUCACUGAGAAAACUUGGGGAUUGGAUUGAGACUCAGUAUCGCGCGUGGGCGGAAGAGGUUUUUGUGCAAAGCCGAGAGACGACAGCUCAGUGAAAUGCAUGUAGAUAAUCAGCUUACUUAAGUAUUAAAGACAGAACCAAGUCUCAAUCCAAUGGAAAACCCAUACAUUAGAC
Molecule: messenger RNA, 1569 nt
Organism: Fusarium redolens
Lineage: Eukaryota; Fungi; Ascomycota; Sordariomycetes; Hypocreales; Nectriaceae
Exons: 1
Coding region: 113-1489 (458 amino acids)
Source: RefSeq, a predicted model, not a curated record